This is a messenger RNA of Aphanomyces astaci, 873 nucleotides long. RefSeq lists its product as hypothetical. Lineage: Eukaryota; Oomycota; Saprolegniomycetes; Saprolegniales; Verrucalvaceae. The transcript has 2 exons. Bases 1 to 873 code for a protein of 290 amino acids. The record is from RefSeq and is a predicted model, not a curated record.
AUGUCGGAUCUGCUGAUUUCGAACGAAUCGUUCGCGUUUGCUCUCGCCCCAGAUAGCAACAGCCUGUACGAGUCAUCGUACUUGAACAUACGUCUUCGCGUCGCCUGGGGUAGUGUUCUGUUCAACCUGCACGCCGUCGUUCUGCCGAUGUACGAACGCCACACGGCUAAUUACUGCAUCAGCCUCAUCGUCCGCACGUUGGAUGCCAUUGCCCCAAUCUGGCGUGACAAGUUGCUAGGGGUGGGCUCCGUUGGUGAGAACACGAUGACCGGUCGACAUUCGGGAGUCGUCACUCAGCUCGUGGCCAUGGCCACGUACCCGACGGUGCGUGCCCCACCAAGGCGACCUGAUCAUGAAGAAGGCCGCCGCUGCUGUCAUGGACCAGACCUGGAUAAAGGUCGCCUACGCUUUCUCUGUCUACCUGCGCGACCAAGCAUCGCCAAGGUGCGUACCGGUGUCUUCAUCCACAAGGUCCUGAACCCGUAUCGCGAUCGUCUCCAUCAGUGCUGGUCGCCAGCCAAGGUCGAACAGAUCGAAGAAGAGCACAAGAUGCUGUUCACGGCAUAUCGCGAUGACACCAAUUUCCGAGCGAAGUUGGACAAGCAUACGCAUAUGACCGGCUUCAACGCCGGCUGGAGCGACAUUGACAACAACGGUCGAAAGUUAGCGACUAUUCGCUCUUUCAUGGCCAACCUGGCGGUCGUCUUCGCCAACACCGCUUCGGUCGAGGGCGACUUCAGCAUUUUGAAGGGUGAGAAGGACGAGUUCCGCACCAGCCUGGGCCACCUGGCGCUGGAAGGCAUAUUCCAAGCCAAGCAAUUCGAGCAGAUCCGGAAACAGUACUCCUUGCUGCUCCCGUCAGCCAGCGCAUAA